AUGACUGCCUUGGCACUUGGCAACAACUGCAGCGGAGAGGCAUAUGGCAUAUUCCAUUCCAGGUUCAAAGAGAGCAAUAGGGCGCAGGUCUUGUUCUGUCUUGCUCGUGGACAGUGGUCAAAGCAACCAUGCCAUGAUGAGGCAGCGCCACUCUACCGGUACCUCCGUUGCUGUACUGGCUUGGUAGCUGCGGUACCCUUCACACUUCACACAAUCACACAAUGGUUCAAUCGGCAAUUUUCCAAUCUUAUCACAUUUCUCCAAGGGUUCGCAAUUGCAUUUCUUGUGCCUCCGCACGCGCUGGGAAAGAAAUAG
This is a messenger RNA of Seminavis robusta, 315 nucleotides long. The record is from the annotation of a GenBank genome assembly. NCBI's taxonomy places the organism in Eukaryota, Bacillariophyta, Bacillariophyceae, Naviculales, Naviculaceae.